UCACACCCUGACGCGCACACCAUCUCCGGCUCAGGACAGGAUCGACACUCACCCUCCAGCCAUGUUUGCAUUUCGACUUGUUACGCUUUAUGUGGGCCUGCUCCUUGUUUUCCUUUGGAAUAUACCAUGUUUUCAGUCAGCUGCUAUCAUCUCUCCGUCUGCCCCGAAGAGGAACAGGGGAGCCAGGCUCCCUCAUCAGGGCGGACAAAGGUCAACCAAACUCCUCAAAGACAUCUUCGCCUCUUCCCAUCAUGUGAGCAGCCAGCGCAAAGAAGACCCGAAGGACGAUGUGGUGCCGCACGAGUACAUGCUCUCCAUUUACAGGACCUACUCGGCAGCGGAGAAGCUCGGACUAAACGCCAGCUUUUUUCGCUCCUCUAAAUCUGCCAACACCAUAACAAGUUUCGUGGACAGAGGAACAGACGAUCUUUUGCACCCUCCUCUGCGAAGACAAAAGUAUCUGUUUGAUGUCUCAACCCUUUCAGACAAAGAGGAGCUGGUUGGGGCGGAAUUAAGGAUAUUUAGGAGAGCUUUGGGAGACUUACAGAAGACAGGCCUCUACCACAUUCAACUUUACCCCUGCAGCUCUGACAUGCUGCUGGACUCCAGACUGCUGGACCCUCUGGACUCCACCACGUCCAGAUGGGAGGUUCUAGACGUGUGGGAGAUGUUUAAAUCUCAUCAACAGCAUCAGCGGCAUUCCCAUCGUUAUCAUGAAGGGAACCAGCUCUGCUUCCAGCUCAGAGUCACUCUCGGUAAUCCCGACACCGAGUUGGACCUUAAGGUGCUGGGCCUGGACAGGAGCGGGCGGUCCCAGCAGGAGAAAGCCAUUCUGGUGGCCUACACGCGCUCCAAGAAAAGGGAGAACCUGUUCAACGAGAUGAAAGAGAAGAUCAAGUCGCGGAGGUCUAUCAAGGAGAUAGAGGCGGUGAGCGCUUCCGAGGAGGAGGAGGAGGUGGGGGAGGAAGGGAUGCGCCUCAGAGGGGUCAGAGGAGAGGGACCCCGCAGGCGAAGGAGGACAGCCCUGAGCAACCGCCAUGGGAAAAGACACGGGAAGAAAUCCAAAUCUAGGUGCAGCAAAAAGGCGCUGCAUGUGAAUUUUAAAGAGCUGGGCUGGGACGACUGGAUCAUCGCCCCCUUGGACUACGAGGCGUACCACUGUGAAGGGGUGUGUGACUUCCCGCUCAGAUCUCACCUGGAACCUACCAACCAUGCAAUCAUACAGACUCUCAUGAACUCCAUGGAUCCCAACAGCACCCCUCCCAGCUGCUGUGUCCCCACCAAACUGAGCCCAAUCAGCAUCCUGUACAUAGACUCGGGCAACAAUGUGGUGUACAAACAAUAUGAGGACAUGGUGGUGGAGCAAUGUGGGUGCAGGUAG
Messenger RNA from Phycodurus eques (leafy seadragon), 1381 nucleotides. RefSeq names its product growth differentiation factor 6a (gene gdf6a). Lineage: Eukaryota; Metazoa; Chordata; Actinopteri; Syngnathiformes; Syngnathidae. Gene Ontology annotation, cellular component: extracellular region. Gene Ontology annotation, molecular function: cytokine activity; growth factor activity. Gene Ontology annotation, biological process: SMAD protein signal transduction; BMP signaling pathway. The record is from RefSeq and is a predicted model, not a curated record. The transcript is spliced from 2 exons. The coding region runs from base 62 to 1381 and encodes 439 amino acids.